This is a messenger RNA of Nelumbo nucifera (sacred lotus), 1894 nucleotides long. Its product is annotated as Transmembrane amino acid transporter family protein. The record is from RefSeq and is a predicted model, not a curated record. NCBI's taxonomy places the organism in Eukaryota, Viridiplantae, Streptophyta, Magnoliopsida, Proteales, Nelumbonaceae.
UGGGUCCUGUCUUGUGUGAAGGGAGAGAACUGGGAAGGAGUGCCGUGCAAUGCUUAUAUUGCUUUUAACGCCUCUUUGAUGUGAGCACUAAGGCCAGUGAUCGGAGUUUCGUAAAUUCCCUUCCUUUGCCGGAACCCUGUUGCAGCUGCUGCUGCUGCUGUGUUCUCCAUUCUCACAGGCCUCCUCCAAACGGCUUAAGCUCUCUCUGUUGUCAAUGGCAGAGCCUCCGAGAUUUUCAGGGAAUCAUCGCGAAGACGACGCUGGAGCUGCUUUCGUCUUAGAAUCAAAAGGGAAUUGGUGGCAUGCCGGAUUUCAUCUGACGACGGCGAUAGUGGGGCCAUCAAUACUGACUCUGCCUUACGCCUUCAGGGGACUGGGAUGGGCGAUGGGGUUCUUUUGUCUGACGGGGAUGGCCGUUGUCACCUUCUACUCUUAUUAUCUCAUGUCCAAGGUUCUCGACCACUGCGAGAAGGAGGGUCGCCGCCACAUCAGAUUCCGGGAGCUCGCCGCCGAUGUCCUCGGGUCGGGGUGGAUGUUUUAUUUUGUAAUUUUUAUUCAGACGGCUAUCAAUACUGGAGUUGGAAUCGGUGCUAUACUGCUUGCGGGGGAGUGCCUCCAGAUCAUGUACUCGAAUCUUUAUCCAGAUGGGCCGUUGAAAUUAUACGAGUUCAUAGCAAUGGUGGCAGUGGUCAUGAUAGUUCUCUCUCAACUUCCAUCCUUCCAUUCUCUCAGAUACAUUAACCUCGGCUCGCUUCUGCUAAGCUUGGGCUACACCUUUCUGGUGGUUGGUGCAUGUAUUUAUGCAGGACAUUCCAAACGUGCCCCCUUAAAGGAUUACUCCUUGGACGCUUCAAAAUCAACUAGAACGUUCAAUGCUUUUACAUCCAUUUCUAUCUUGGCAGGCAUCUUUGGGAACGGAAUCCUACCAGAGAUACAAGCCACUGUUGCUCCACCAGCUACAGGAAAAAUGGUGAAAGGGCUUCUUAUGUGUUAUGCAGUUUCAUUUGUCACCUUCUACUCAAUAGCUGUUUCUGGAUAUUGGGCAUUCGGAAGUAAAUCCAUUUCAAACAUUCUCAAGAGCCUAAUGCCAGACGAUGCGCCUUCGUUGGCUCCAAUAUGGGUUCUUGGUCUCGCAGUUAUCUUUGUUCUCUUUCAGCUCUUUGCCAUUGGUCUGGUUUAUUCUCAAGUUGCGUAUGAAAUCAUGGAAAAAAAAUCAGCCGAUGUGAAUCAAGGGAUGUUCUCCAGGAGGAACCUAAUUCCGAGGCUACUGCUGAGAACCUUGUACAUGGUGUUCUGUGCAUUUUUUGCAGCAAUGCUGCCAUUCUUUGGUGACAUCAGUGGAGUAGUAGGGGCUAUCGGUUUUAUUCCUCUUGAUUUUAUACUUCCCAUGCUUCUCUUCAACAUGACCCAUAGACCUCCAAAAACAUCCUUCACCUUCUGGAUCAACAUAUCUAUUAUAGUUGUCUUCACUGGUGUUGGAAUCAUGGGCUCCUUCUCCUCUAUAAGGAAGUUGAUCCUUGAUGCUAAAAAGUUCAAGCUCUUCAGUAGUGAUGUAGUCGACUGAAAUGUGAUCUCACCAUUCCAAGAAAUCAAGAACUGCUGCUUGAUCUUGGGAAACAAGGAGAGUGUGCAGAAACUGGCUAAUUUGUUGAAAAUCCAAUGGCUAUUCGCUGUUUCAAUGCCAUCAGGGCACACAUAUUAUACGAGAACAACUGUUUUAUUUGAUAAAUGGGCUAACAGUUUGACAAAAUACAAAGCUAAACAUGGAGUAGGAGUUGUUAUUGUCCAUAAUCUGGAUUCAUUCUUCAGCCCCAACUGUGAAAUUAAUGUACACAUUACAAGGAAUUGCUGUCAAAAGUUGGAAAAACAAUUGGUAACAUUUCUUUUGUGCCUU